AUGGGCGCCCACGAAGACCGUAACUCAAAAACUCAAGUCCAAGGCGGCGCCAGCGCGGCAUCCACACCAGCCAACAACGUCAAUACCGGCUCAGAAACCGGCUCCCAAGACCCAAAGCAAUCUGGCGGUCCUGCCGCUGACAGCGCAAGUAGCUCCCAAGGCCCCGGACAUACCGCAAUCCCCAACCCGGCAGCCUCCAUUGGAGGGUUUUUGGGUCUAUCAGAGCAAAAGGGUGCUGCGGCGGCGCAUACCAAGCAACGCGUUGCGGAGUCUGGUGGGUUUGUGGAUGAAGAUUUGAAAAAGAGUGGCGUGGCGGAGACGUGCGAGACGGAGGAUCAUAGUUUUAUGCAGAGGAAACCUGGCGGGCCGGAUAUGCCUGGUCAUUCGGUGAUCAAGGGGAUUGUUGAUCAGUUUACGAAAUGA
Messenger RNA from Talaromyces amestolkiae, 423 nucleotides. RefSeq lists its product as uncharacterized. NCBI's taxonomy places the organism in Eukaryota, Fungi, Ascomycota, Eurotiomycetes, Eurotiales, Trichocomaceae. The coding region runs from base 1 to 423 and encodes 140 amino acids. The record is from RefSeq and is a predicted model, not a curated record. The transcript is spliced from 2 exons.